UUGACGUGAUACGUUUGAUUAUAAAUAAUUACGGCGAUUUUAGAUAUUACUAAAUACAGUAAUUGAUGAGGUGUCCGAUUCGCAAUACUGGUGCACUCUGUCGUCAUGAGGAAUCAACCCCUCAGUAAUAGUGGCUACUAGGUAGAUAGCGCGUAUAUCCGUCUGCGGAUGUUCAUAUAUAUACUCGUCUUCGCCCGCUAAAGACAUACCGAAGACUUCGUUCUCUAGACUUCGUCGGCGCAUCUUAUCAACAACGAUCAAAAAGCCCAGUAAGCCAUGGCGGAUAAGCUGUAUAUCUCUGAGACACCCGAAGAGGUCAAAAAUGCCAAGGGUCUUCAUAUUAUCACCCAAAAUACCCCCAACGGACAGGCCGUACAAAUUCUACUAGAGGAGUUGGGCGAAGCAUACGGAACAUCGUGGACUACUAGUCUCAUCGAUAUCUCUACCAACGAGCAGAAGAAGGAGUGGUUUCUGCGACUGAAUCCCAACGGUCGCAUCCCUACCCUGAUUGAUAAUAACCAAAGUCCCCCUUUCCCCGUUCAUGAAACCUCGGCGGAAUUAUUUUACCUGUUAAAUGUUGCGGACAAGGACAACAAGUUCGGUUUCGCGGAUGCGCUAGAGCAAAGCGAAGCUCUUCAAUGGACCUUCUUCUGGCACGGGUCGGGGGCGCCCUACCAAGGGCAAACGAAUCAUUUCAAUCGCGUUGCUCCGGAAAAGAUUCCAUAUGCAAUCAAUCGUUUCAGGAAUGAGACACUUCGAGUCUACGGCGUGUUGGAGAUCCGGCUCUCCGGCAAGUACACCGGUGAGCCUCGGGAUUACUUAGCCGGCAAGGGGAAGGGCAAGUACUCGGUAGCGGACAUCAAAACGUGGCCCUGGGUCAAGGGAUGGGAAAGGAGCGGCUUCACUCGGGAGGAGAUCGAACAGUUCCCACACUUACUGAAGUGGAUUGACCGUGUCGCUGCGCGCUCGGCUGUUCAGAAAGGAAUCGGUUCCAAGUAUAUCAAGUCUUAAGACAGGGGCGGUUGAUGUUGAAAUAGUUACCUAUGAUAUCAGCAAUUAUAAGUUAUGAACCGUCAAGUCUAGCAGUGAGAAAUUGUUGGCGUCGCAUAUUUGUGAGACCU
Messenger RNA from Annulohypoxylon truncatum, 1121 nucleotides. RefSeq names its product glutathione S-transferase. The record is from RefSeq and is a predicted model, not a curated record. Lineage: Eukaryota; Fungi; Ascomycota; Sordariomycetes; Xylariales; Hypoxylaceae. Bases 277 to 1011 code for a protein of 244 amino acids. The transcript has 2 exons.